AUGAAGGGCCCUUGCGAUGUGGCAGCGGUCCCAGAGAAAGAGCAACAAGGUGAGAACUGUGGGCUUUGCUCUACAUUUCAGGUCGUGGACCUUCCCAGCCACAAGCCUGUGGCUGCCGGCGAUAUGGUGGUGGUCAAGGCCCAGGGGCCCAGAUCCCGGACGGCAGCUGGCGACACUGGUACCUUCAGUCUUGGCCUUGUGGACGAAACGGGUCCUGGAGACUAUCGCCUUUGCUGGUGUCAGGGCAGUCGGCGGCCCUGCACUACGGCAGAGGACUUCAAUUUCGAUGUUGGCAAGCUACACAUUGCCGCUGCGGACUACGUUUGGCCGCUUUGCACCUUUCAGGAAUCCGUGUUCAGAAGCUGGCGGGACUGGCAGACCUUUGACGACUGCUGUUGCAACUACGAUGAAGCAGGCGCAGUUGGAUGCAAGGACGAGGCUUCCUACACCUACAAGCUUUGCGCUGCUUAUCCGCUCCGCUGA
Messenger RNA from Symbiodinium natans, 483 nucleotides. The record is from the annotation of a GenBank genome assembly. Lineage: Eukaryota; Dinophyceae; Suessiales; Symbiodiniaceae.